Lycium ferocissimum is the source of this 1229-nucleotide messenger RNA. RefSeq names its product persulfide dioxygenase ETHE1 homolog, mitochondrial-like. Gene Ontology annotation, molecular function: sulfur dioxygenase activity. The record is from RefSeq and is a predicted model, not a curated record. Gene Ontology annotation, biological process: glutathione metabolic process; hydrogen sulfide metabolic process. The transcript has 9 exons. Lineage: Eukaryota; Viridiplantae; Streptophyta; Magnoliopsida; Solanales; Solanaceae. Bases 128 to 1027 code for a protein of 299 amino acids.
AGCGCCCAUUGAAAGAGGAUUAAUCGGCAAAUUGCAUCACCACCUUUCGUGUAUGGCACGACUAAAUAUUCCAAAUAUUGCCAUUUGAUAUACACAACCAUUAUAUUAUUUAUUUAGUACUUAUAUUAUGAUGCUGAAUGUUGGCUGUUUACGUUUCUCUACAUCACCACCUUCUAUUUUCUUGCCAAAACCCCAUAGUUUUCUUCCAUUUAAUAAAUCUUUCAUUUUACCCACUAAUUAUACUCGUUCACAAAUGGGUUCCUAUACAACAUCGUCUCAAUCUCAACACAUUCCUAAACUCAUUUUUCGUCAGUUAUUCGAGAAGGAAUCAUCUACAUAUACUUACCUUCUUGCUGAUUCUUCCCAUCCUGAAAAACCAGCACUGUUGGUUGACCCCGUAGACAGAACAGUGGAUCGUGAUCUUGCACUUGUUAAAGAAUUGGGCGUGAAGCUUAUAUAUGCUAUAAACACGCAUGUACAUGCUGAUCAUGUCACUGGAACUGGCUUGAUUAAGACUAAGGUGCCCGAUGUGAAAUCAAUCAUUUCCAAAGCAAGUAAUGCAAAAGCUGAUCUUUUUGUCAAACCUGGCGAUAAAAUCUAUAUUGGUGAUAUCUUUCUGGAGGUUCGUGCAACUCCUGGUCAUACAUUGGGUUGUGUUACCUAUGUUACAGGAGAUGGACCCAAUCAGCCUCAACCAAGGAUGGCAUUUACCGGUGAUGCUCUUCUGAUACGGGGAUGUGGAAGGACAGACUUUCAGGGUGGAAGUUCAGACAGUUUAUAUGAUUCUGUUCAUUCACAGAUUUUCACAUUGCCCAAAGACACACUAGUAUAUCCUGCUCAUGACUACAAGGGAUUCACCGUCAGCACAGUGGGGGAGGAGAUGCUUUACAAUCCACGCUUAUCAAAAGAUAAGGGAACAUUCAAGAAUAUCAUGCAAAAUUUGAAUUUGGCAUAUCCAAAAAUGAUCGACGUAGCAGUUCCGUCUAACAUGGUUUGUGGAUUGCAAGAGAUGAAAUCUGAUCUCUGAUUUGAUUGAUCCUUUCAAGAUGUGCCAGAGGCCGUAAAUUGAGAGCAGGGUAUACACAUCUGGAAAUAAAAACUGACUAGUAUGUUUAAGAGGAAGUGUUGAAUAUUGGUUUAUCCAAUGAGUUCUCCAAGAGCUUUCCUGUGAUAAUAUGAAUCUUGAGUGUUUAUGUGAUACUUCAUAAUGUGAAUAAUGAUUAAUUUUU